AUGGUGCGUGGAGGUGGUGUGGCAGUAGCUUCCUCCUGCUGGGGCCUUUGGGCGUUUGGCACCCUGUCGCUGGUGACGCUGUGCUUAUCGGACCAGGCCAUCCGCUGCCCAGUGUGCUCCGAGGAGAGGCUGGCCAGCUGCCAUCUGCCAGAAGGUUGCGAGGAGACGGUGCGGGAGCCCGGCUGCGGCUGCUGCCCCACCUGCGCCCUGCCUAAAGGGGCUCACUGUGGCGUCUACUCGCCCCGAUGUGGCACGGGCCUCCGCUGCUACCCGCCGCAUGGUGUGGAGAGGCCGCUGCACUCGCUGAUGCACGGUCAGGGGGUGUGCACCGAUGAGAGAGAGGUGGAGGAGAACUCAGCGAUGGACAGGCAGGAUGAGAUCACCCCCGAGCACCCGAACAACAGCAAUAUCCGAUGCAGUCCACAGGAUAAGCGCUGCAUACAGAAGACCCUGGCCCGGCACCCUCCGAAAUCCACAAAUCAGAGAAGCAACGCGGCCAGGGAGGAGACCAAGGCGGCGCUGGCUCCAUGUCGUGCUGAGCUACAGAGAGCGCUGGACAGACUGGCAUCAAAUACCCGCACACACGAUGAUCUCUUCACAAUCCCCAUACCCAACUGUGACAAGAACGGAGAUUUCCACGCUAAACAGUGUCAUCCUGCACGUGAUGGCCAGCGGGGGAAGUGCUGGUGUGUGGAUCAGAAGACGGGGAUGAGGCUGCCGGGGCCGCUGGAGCUGCGAGGGGAUCUGGACUGCCACCAGUUAAUGACUGCUACCCUGAGGGAUUGAGGAGUGAGGAGCAGCAGCGGGGGUGCAGGAGCAGCUGAAUUCUACUGGUGCUUAUUAGUAGAACUACACGAGGAAAGGACUUUGCUCUAAAGCCUCGCUUCACCUGAGGCCAACGGUACUUGAGCUUGCGCAACAAAAAGGAAACCAUUGAAUUGAGUUCUUUUGCUAUUUUGUGUCUGUGUUUGAGAGUAUGUGAUCUCUGAGUCUUUUGAGCACUUGUUGUGUAUUGUUUCUACUAUGUGACCUUAAGACAGAUAGUCUUUAGACACAUGCGCUUUAAAGUAACAGGUGGCAGAAAAAAAAAAAACCUUCCACAGAUAACAGUUGUAGUUGUGAUCUUUGUUAGAGAGCAAAAAUGUGUUGUUUUCUCUAGUCUAACCUCAGUGGCGUACUCUUGAAAAGUCAGAAAAUGCAUCGACCCCACCAGAUAAUCAGACCUGAGACACAACAGGAGCUGUUAGCAUUUGUUUUAUUCUUUCUGGAGCACUAGAUCAGUUGGAAUUACUGCAUCAGGACAAUCCAGAAAGGUUAUCAAUUAAAGGAUUGUGUACUAGUUUUUCACACAAUGUGUGUAAUUUGGUUGUAACGUAUGGCUCUUAUUCUACUGUCCUAUAUGUCGUAAACGCCACUCAUCUGGUAAGUUUAGUUUGGUUUAAAACAAACCAUGAAAUGUGUUUGCAAACACGAAGUCUAGUUCAGCGACAACAAACGUAGCAAUAAAAGAUGGGAUGAGAACAACGGAUAAAAUGAGAAAAAAAGAAACAUGGGUAAUAAAGAAUUUGCAACAAUCCUCUGCCUUGAGUUGCCAAAUGAUAAGCCAUAGCUUUUCACAACGUCAAGACCAAAGUGAAAAGUGAGAUUAGUUUGAAAAACUGUAUCUCUGAAAGGCCAGAAUAGAUUUGCUUCAUCACCCCCGUAACUCUGCAUCCUCCUCUCUUUGCCGACGAGCUCUCUCUAGCAUCGCGGUCCAGAAGGACUGGCAGCGUAGCUGGGCUAGAAACUCUGUACACUGCUGAUAGGAUAAUCUUAUUUUUCCAGCUGAUGCUAAGAUGCCAGUGUGACUCUCGUGUUUGUAUGAAUAUGCUUCAACAUACAGGAUUUCUCUCCAAACAGACUGCUUGGCAGAACUUUGGUGGUGCUAUAUACUGACUGUGCCAAAAUACACAACAACAACAACAACAACAACAACAACAACAACAACAAAAAAGGCUUCUGCACUUUUUGGGCAUUAUUUAGGAUUGGAACAGAAGACGGGGACUUUCAGGUAGUGGAGCAAUUAGAAUCAGCAAGUGUGAGGAUCACCUACAUGUGUGACCAUCUUCCAUGUGUGUUUUCAAUGUUAUUGUAAACAAAACAUCCCACAUUGGUUUUGCACUAUCACUGAAGCUAACUGGCUGAAUGUUCCAUUGGCCAGUGUUGUAAAUUGCAGGCGUGAUGUGUAUAAAAUACACAAGCAGAGUGUAAUAAGUUUGAAUGAUUAAGCUCCUGGCAGCAUAGCAACUCCUACUUAACAUAAAGUUUUGAGUGGAGGACUCUGAUGUAGCAUUAAAGAUAGCAUGAUGAUUAUGUGGAAACCAGAAUUUCCUCUGUUAAUCUGACAACGCUAGUUUUCCGUUUUUAUAUCGUCUGUAGGGCAUCACACUAAUAAUUACAGGAGCGUAUUACCAGCGUGAGUGACAUAGCUGCUCAUCGAGUACUUGAGGUGCGGUAGGCGAGGCUGGUGUCAUCCUAUAGUGAUUUGAUUGUACUGGUGUUGUGCAUUAUGAGUUCAGGGCAGAGUAGCAGGAUAAAGCUAAUGCUGGUGUUUGUCACCACCAGAUAUGGACAGCCUGCUCUAUCUGUUUCCAUGGGAAACUUUGGUUAUUAUUGACUCAAGCAAAAAUGCAUCUUGUGUGGAGGGACAGUCAUUACUGGUGUUGGUGUUCCUCGGGCAGUUUGUGCCUGGGCUUGAGUUCACUAGGGGGGACAAAGAGCGUAGCGAGUCCGGAGAGAGAGUCAGGUCAUUCCCACACAGAACAGCAUAAAUGUCAAGCUAACAAAUGACUGGUGUGUAGAUUACAGGGCAAAAAAAAUCAUAACGAGACAGAUACUCACAGGUAGUCACACAAUAGAUUUUGUCUCCACACUCUGAUUUUACCAGCUGAGCUUUAAGUAGGAUUAUUUGAGCACAACACACUGAAGAGAGGUGCAUUCAUCUUCUCACAGAAAUUUUAAAAGUGCCAUGAAAACUAUUAUUACUAUUAUUAUGCAUUUUUGCACAUUUUCCACAUUGAAUUUGGUCUAAUCUUUUUUUUUCUAAAAUGCAGUUAGUAUAUGCAUAUAUAGAGUCGGAGAAAAGUAAAAUGCUGUACAUUUCUCUCAUUCGUUAGUGAAACAUAUGCCCUUCAGGUGUGAAAAGUAGUUGCUCUCCCCCAGUAAUCUCAACUCAGCUAACUGGGGUCGGCUGGCGUGUGCCAGAACGAAUCUGACAAAUGUUGUCCCUUAUCAUCAGACUGAGGGUUUCUCUGAUGUACCUUCAGUGCAUCCUGAGGGUAUCUGAGGGUGUGAGGGUGAAAUUCUACAAAACUCACAUAUGCAAUUGGAAUAAAAAUUACGUACAGAGAAUUACAAUACAUUUUCCAUAGAUUCACAUCCUAUAUGGUUAAUCAUAAUAAACUGUUCAAAUGAAAACGAUCAAAGGCAACGUCUUUUCUUGUCUCUGUGUUAGCCUAGUUAUUUUAUAAUAUAUAUAUAAUAUCAGUCAGAAUUCCACACUUUUGCUCCCCAGUUAAUAACACUACAUACUGCGAGGAAUUUCAUCUUAUCACUUAAGCCAAUGGUCAAUUUAUAACCGUUGCUGGAAACAGUGUAUUGCCACCUGAUGACCACUUUUACAUGUCACUAUAGAAAGAAAUGUAUCCAAAGGUAGUUCACCAAAACACAGACAGAUAGAUAGAAGAUGGUUUGGGUGGAGAAUCUUUGCUACAGCUUAAAAAUAUCAAAAACCAAAUAUCCUAAAAAUCGUUCCAAAGACUACAAGCAAAAUAUCUGGAGACGUCAAUACUCAUUCAGUGAACUGCAUGCACGCACAAAAAGUUCCAGCAAAAUCCUAUCUUAUCAUUUAUCAGUUAAUGAAGGGUUACUAAGCCCAUUCAAACACAUUUUACUUUUAACUAAUCGGACUCUAAGAGAGAGACGGCAAAUGGUUUUGUCUUUGAUUUUGUGAAGGCCUUUUAACUACAUCAGCUGUGUAUUUAAGCUAUAGUACGUUGCUUGAUCUCUAACUUUGCUUUACCGAACUGUAAUUGCAUUUCUCGAGAGUAGACUGUUCCUGUUUGCCUUUGAUAUUAUCUAUUAAUGUGUAGAAGAUAUGAAGUAAUGUUUGCAUGCAUACAAAUGGACUUGGGUUGGAAACAGCUAAGGUCUUGUGUAUCUUGUCCAGAACAGGACCGUUAUACUCAAACACUGAAGUAAUCAAAGAACUGAACCAAUUAAACGAUCAGUUACAUUGUAAAUGUUUACCCAAUGAAAAUGUAAUACAUCAAUUAAAACACUUUAAGAAACUACAA
Siniperca chuatsi (mandarin fish) is the source of this 4334-nucleotide messenger RNA. Its product is annotated as insulin-like growth factor-binding protein 4. The coding region runs from base 1 to 786 and encodes 261 amino acids. Gene Ontology annotation, biological process: regulation of insulin-like growth factor receptor signaling pathway. Gene Ontology annotation, molecular function: insulin-like growth factor I binding; insulin-like growth factor II binding. The transcript has 4 exons. Lineage: Eukaryota; Metazoa; Chordata; Actinopteri; Centrarchiformes; Sinipercidae. The record is from RefSeq and is a predicted model, not a curated record. Gene Ontology annotation, cellular component: extracellular region.